CGAGGCCAUUCCCCCUUGCCGCCGCCCCUCGCGGUCCAGUCCCGCCGGCCAUGGGCGAGCGCCGGGGGCCGGGGGCGCUGCAGGAGGCGGCGGGCCCGGAGCGGAGCUCAUCGAGUGCUGCUGAAAAUGGCUCAGACCUUGAUGAGGAGCCUCUUCUUAGAAAAAAUCACCGCCGGUUUGUCAUYUUCCCCAUCCAGUACCCAGACAUAUGGAAGAUGUAUAAGCAGGCCCAGGCCUCCUUUUGGACAGCAGAAGAGGUUGAUUUGUCCAAGGACCUUCCUCACUGGAACAAGCUGAAAGCAGAUGAAAAGUACUUUAUCUCUCAYGUUCUGGCAUUUUUUGCAGCCAGUGAUGGAAUUGUAAAUGAAAAUCUGGUGGCACGUUUUAGUCAGGAAGUGCAGAUCCCAGAAGCUCGUUGUUUCUAUGGCUUUCAGAUUCUCAUUGAGAAUGUUCACUCAGAGAUGUACAGCUUGCUCAUAGACACCUACAUCAAAGAUCCCAAGAAAAGGGAUUUCUUAUUUAAUGCUAUUGAAACAAUGCCUUGUGUCAAGAAGAAAGCAGAUUGGGCUCUGAAGUGGAUUGAAGACCAAGAAUCCACUUUUGGUGAGAGAGUGGUUGCCUUUGCUGCAGUGGAAGGCAUCUUUUUUUCGGGUUCCUUUGCUGCUAUAUUUUGGCUGAAGAAGAGRGGCCUGAUGCCUGGACUGACUUUCUCCAAUGAACUUAUUAGCAGAGAUGAGGGUCUACACUGUGAUUUUGCUUGUCUAAUGUUCCGUUAUUUAGUGAACAAACCAUCAGAAGAGCGAGUCCGUGAGAUCAUCAUCAAUGCUGUAGAAAUUGAGCAGGAGUUUCUAACAGAGGCAUUACCUGUAGGUCUGAUUGGAAUGAAUUGCACCUUGAUGAAACAAUACAUUGAAUUUGUUGCAGACCGGUUACUAAUGGAGCUUGGGUUCUCAAAGGUCUUUCAUGCAGAAAAUCCUUUUGAUUUUAUGGAGAAUAUUUCUCUGGAAGGAAAAACAAAUUUCUUUGAGAAGAGGGUUUCAGAAUAUCAACGCUUUGCUGUUAUGGCAGAAACAGUGGACAAUGUCUUCACACUGGAUGCAGAUUUUUGACAAAUUGGCAAAUGAACGGUGACUGUUUCCCUCUCCUCAUCUCCCUUUAUGCUGUGAAGUUGACGUAAUUUCUUCUUACGGAAUCCGAGUCUACUGGGAUUUUUUUCUUGGGUUUUCAUGUUGUUUGUCAGAGGAGUUAAUAUAUUUCUCUCUGUGUCAUUUGAAAAAAAGAGGGGGAUCAUUUCAAAAAAUUAUAUGGCUGUGUAAAAGAAUGGCCAUUUUAAGAUUCCCUUGACUCAUUUGCUGUCAGUGCUGUCUUUAAAAAUGACAUGGAUACUACUACUUUUUUAAGACUUUGAGAGUGUUUUAAGAAAGCAAACUCCUC
Messenger RNA from Malurus melanocephalus (red-backed fairy wren), 1434 nucleotides. RefSeq names its product ribonucleotide reductase regulatory TP53 inducible subunit M2B (gene RRM2B). The transcript is spliced from 9 exons. Gene Ontology annotation, cellular component: cytosol. Gene Ontology annotation, biological process: deoxyribonucleotide biosynthetic process. The record is from RefSeq and is a predicted model, not a curated record. The coding region runs from base 51 to 1109 and encodes 352 amino acids. Gene Ontology annotation, molecular function: ribonucleoside-diphosphate reductase activity, thioredoxin disulfide as acceptor. Lineage: Eukaryota; Metazoa; Chordata; Aves; Passeriformes; Maluridae.